CAUUGUUAUUCAGGUAUAUAAUUGCACACACCACACACACGCACACACAUACACACGCCCCAAGAAAGCACAGCCCUUUUGAGAUUUCCUCGAUGCAGAAGCAGAGUGAGGUUGUGCUGAGCCUCAUGGGAAAGAGCCCAGAGACCUGCUUUUGUUGGCUUCUCAGGUUUGCUGGCAUGUGCAGCCUGGGGUCUCGCUCUCUUUCCCCCCGAAACACUGGCUGUCUGCACUGGUGAGAAGUGUGAGGAGAGGAAAUUGGGGAAAUAAGACUUUCUGUAAAAUGACCACAACUGUUGGUGGGAGGAAGGAGUGGAAAGAUGGAGAGAGGACGUUUUAGAAAAAUGUGUUUUCCUUAAGCAACCAGAAUCACAAAGUUCAACUAAGGCAAUUUCUCUAAAACCUCCAGACUAUUUAUGUAUUUAUUUAAUUCAGUGAAGAAAGGUCUGUUCCGUUAUUUGACGAGCGUUUCUGACAUGCUGCUACCAGCAAUUUGGUUAAACUCUUCUAUAGAAAUCUUCAGUAUUUUGGGAAGACUUGCCUUGUGGUCUCUGGGUCAUUCCCUAGAUGGUCACUUAUUCUAUUAACAGAGAAGGAGAAAAACUGCUAAAAAGUAAAACCCUAGAAGAUAUGGGAAGAAAGAACAGCACCCGGGGAAGCUGUGUGUGAGCAAGGGACUCCUUUUCAGCCUGGGAGUAUAAAUGGUGGCCCCAGAAAGAAGACACUGGGCUCCCAGGGGUUCAGGGCAGGAGGAUGAAGAAGCCACACAAGAUUUGGACUUCUUAAAGAUGGUACUCCAGCAGUCUAGAAUCAGAUAGACCUCCCGCGAGGAUAUGCUAAAAGUCCCAUAGAAAACAGGUAAGCACAGAGGUGAAGAACGAUGAAAGAGGGAAAACUGAGAAUUAAAGGAUCUGAGUAUAUACCAGCUGCUCAGGUGGGAUGAUUUGCAGGGGCUCUUUCCUCGGCCUGGAAUGGUCCCCUCUGGCCUUCAUUCACCGAGCUGACUCAUUGUUAGGUCCUAGCCUGAACAGCACCUCCUCUGAGAGGUCCUUACCUGAUCUGGUCCUGAUCCAACUCCGUGCCCCAAGACUCCCUUUUGUUGUGUAUCUCACUUACCACUGUCUGAAGUUGCCCUAAAGCUUUUCCAUUUGCCAUCUGUGUUCCAGUCUAGAGCUCAAUGGUACCUGUCUCGUUCACCAAACAUCUUUCCAGUAAUAUCUGGCACACCAUAGUCCCUCAAAAAAUAUGCAUAUUUGUCAAGUGGGUUGAUAAAAGAUUACAUAUGGAAGAUAUGAUUUGUUACCGUGGAACUUUAAUUAUCUCCUUAUAUUUAAUCUGUAUUUCCAGCCUAAGCUUUACUUAAUAAACUAACAUUUGAACACCUUUUUUCAAUUUGUAAAACACUGCCAGAAAUGUUGUUAAGUCCAUGCUCAGAUCAAAAUGUAGGCAUGAUUAGUUGUAUUUUAAGGGCAAGGAGAUGGAAGCCAAAGAAGAUAAGUGAUUUAUGCAAAGUCACACAGCUACAGAGUGAUGAAUUGAAGCUCAAAACAGCUCUUUUCACUUUCAGUCCAUGCAUUUUUCAUUAUCAUACAUUUUUCUUAAAUUCUUAUAUUUUGAGCAUACAUAUGCAUAUGUAGCUUCUUCUCAGCAUUGAGUUACAUACUGCAUGAAUUAUAACCAUAGUUUAAUAUUCUGGGAAGUUUUAGUUCUUGCAGGACCAUACACAGUAGAGCGGAUACUCAUUUAUAACAAUCUUAAAGAUGAUGGAAGGAAAAAAAUGAGUCCAGAGUAGUAGAAAUACAUUUUAAAGUUUAAAUGCUAAGACAAUGUUCUUCAUUUUGGUGAUGUUUACCUGUUUUUGUUACUUUUCAUUUGGUGAUACGUCAACAAUGAGAUUUUGAGGCUGCAGAUCUGACAGUCUACCAAAGGAGAUGAGACAUUAUAAAUGUAUGACUGCAGGGUUGAGAGUGGGGAAAACGACUUCCUCUUCCGAACAAUCUUUCAGAGGACGUUCCUCCUAGAGUUUAAAACAUCACAGUCUCCAGAGUCCAGUGCCAAUUCCGUGUCAGCCCACAACCUGCUCUGGCUGCACAGCUUCACGAGUCACAAGGACUGGACGGACAAGUGUGUGUGCCUAUUGACUGCCUUCUCCCAGCACAUGCACUAUGUCCCGGUGGCAUUGCCGGAGAUGGUCCGUGCCCUCUCAGCCCAGCAGCAGACCCUCAGGCAGAUCAUGACUUGUGGAGACCGCCUGGCCAAGGACACCAAAGUUCUGGUGCAGUGUGUCCACCCUGUCUACAUUCCUAACAUGGUGCUGAUUCUGGCUGAUGGGGACCCCUCGAGUUUCCUGUCCCACUGGCUGCCUUUCCUGAGUACCCUCCAAAAGCAGGAAGACCAGGCCACUGCGUAUGUGUGUGAGAAUCAAGCCGCUCAAUGCUCAUCACUGAUCCCUGUGAAUUAAAAAAACUGCUACAUCCCUGACUGCCCCAACCCCCUUGGGCUGGGGCAGAAGGUGGAGCUUCCCAACUGACUAAAGACUCAGGUCCUGUAGGGCCCUGUAGAUCCUGUGGCCAUCCCUGAGCACCCUGCCACCAGGUGACCUCAGCCAUACUCACUGCCUCCCUUGGGCACCCAGUUACCCUAGAAUAAACUUAACAGUAUCCCACAGUGGGGAAAAAAUUACAGUCUCCAGCCUAGAGGACAGAAUUAGGCUGUUUUGCUUUCUAUUGUUAUUGUUGUUGUUGUUGUUGUUUUUAACUUGUGUGUUCCCUUUGUCUUUACAAUUAACAGAAGGACAUACCAUUGCGAUGGAUCUUUAGGAUGCCUGUAUUUAUAGCUGAACACACUCACUGGGCCCUGCUGUGUCCCAAACGGUAGCUCUCUUCUUCCUUCUCAUGGUUUUCCUCUUGCUCCUUCAAGCUUUGGAAAAGGCCACAUUACUGUAGUUCACUGGACUUGGUUAUGUAACAAAAGUGAGCCAGGUGCCUCAACAUCAUUGAUCCUUGUGGACAGCCAAGGUCACUUUUCAUCUCUGAAUGGAGGUCAGCAGGAAAGACGAGAUGGCUGGGCUGGCAGAGUCUGCUGCCUGUCCCCCGCUCACCUCCAUCCUGCACUCCUGUGCUAACAGCCCUCCAUUGUGGCCACUAAAACACCACAUUUCUCAGCCUGCUGUAAGAUGCCAGGAGAAGGGUAUUGAGACAGUGCAAUAAAGAGUCUGACUACAUUCCUGAUGUCUGGCUGCAUUUAAAUCUCAUUACUCCCUCUUCUCCUUUUGUUCCAUAUCCAGGAAGCUGAUAAGAAGGCCCAGGUGCUCCCUCCUUUGGAAUUGGUGGGACAUUUAAACCCCACAAGCCUCUACCCAUGUGCAAAAGCCUUCACCCCAGCCUCAUCUCUACCCACAAUAAACGCCAAGCCAGUCUCUCUUCU
Messenger RNA from Pongo pygmaeus (Bornean orangutan), 3423 nucleotides. Its product is annotated as spermatogenesis-associated protein 20-like. NCBI's taxonomy places the organism in Eukaryota, Metazoa, Chordata, Mammalia, Primates, Hominidae. The transcript has 3 exons. The record is from RefSeq and is a predicted model, not a curated record. Bases 1943 to 2458 code for a protein of 171 amino acids.